Molecule: messenger RNA, 966 nt
Organism: Chlorella variabilis
Lineage: Eukaryota; Viridiplantae; Chlorophyta; Trebouxiophyceae; Chlorellales; Chlorellaceae
Product: expressed protein
Exons: 7
Coding region: 1-966 (321 amino acids)
Source: RefSeq, a predicted model, not a curated record
AUGGCGCGCUCCGCUGCCGUCCUCCUUGCCGCCUGCCUGGUCGCUCUCAGCGGCUACGCCUCUGCGGAUACCACAGGCGCCUCCCUCAACAGCUACGGCUACACCUUCGGCAGCGAUAUCACAGGCAGGCGGCCGCCCCCGCCGGAGCGCCUCCCUUCACCUCCCGCGCUUCCCCCGCUCCACACCGUGCCUUCAGGCUACCUGGACAUCUCCCAGGACGUGUGCGACAUCACCACCGCCAUCGACGCUGCCGACUUUGCCACCGCCGCCGCCAUCUACACCGUCGGCCAGAACUCGGUCCGCAGCGACGGCACCAAGCGCACGCUCGCGGCCUGGGCGGAGGGUGGCGAGGAUGACGAGCCUCACUGGGGCCUCUACGCCCGCUACUUCAACGAUUCCGCCUGGCUCAACACCUUCAUCACCGCCGGCCUGGAGGGCACCGCCCCCUGGACCGUGGAGGACGCCCGCAAGCAGAUUGUGAAGAAGGGCAUCCAGUCCAACCUGCAGGCCGCCUACAUGUUCCACGAGGUGGAUGAGGCGGCGGAGGCGGUGGAGGCGGGAGAGAUCGACCCGCUGGAGGGCGCGCCGCACGUGGUGGACGAGGGCGCCGCCAUCUACUUUGGCACGAAGUGCGCUGGCGGCAGCAUCGCCGACGUGGCCAUCAAGCGCGCCAAGGCCUUUGGCACCAUGGUGGCCGACGCGAGCGGCGCCUGCGUCGCGCCCACUAAUGUGGCGGUGGCCGAGGCAUUCAAGGGCCUGCAGGCGGCGGCCGUGGCGGGCGACGCCGCGGCCUAUGAGGCUGCCACCGCCGCGCUGGAGAAGCAGAUCGUCACCAUCUUCACGCAGAUCACCGCGGCCUUUGUGGCCACCCUGGAUGCCUAUGGCAUCACCGCCGCCGAGCUGGGCACCCUCGACGCCGUCAGCGCGUGCGCCACGGAUGACGCCCUCCUCGCCCUGAGCGCCUGA